GGACGACGAGGAGGAGGAGGAGGAGGAGGAGGAGGAGAAGGCGGCGGCGGCGGCAGCAGCAGCGGGAGCUGCGGACCGGGCUCGUCUGGCAGGACCAAGGGCUCGGGGUGUGGGGCCGAGCACGGAACCUCCCCUCCCACACACACCCCCGGCUCGACCACCCUGUCGGCCGCCCCGACGCCUGGGCCGCGGAGUUCGUGUCCCGGCUCGGACCCCGGCGCCCAGCCUGGAGCCGUAACCUUGAGGCGGCGGCGCCGGCGGGGCUGGGCCGGGCCGGGCCGGGGGGCGGCGGCGGCGGCGGCGCUGGAUCCACGGUUGCCGGAACGUUGGCGGGAGAUGUCGAACCCCGGGACGCGCAGGAACGGCUCCAGCAUCAAGAUCCGCCUGACAGUAUUGUGUGCCAAGAACCUUGCAAAGAAAGACUUUUUCAGACUCCCUGACCCCUUCGCUAAGAUUGUUGUGGAUGGCUCUGGGCAGUGCCACUCGACCGACACUGUGAAAAACACAUUGGACCCAAAGUGGAAUCAGCACUACGACCUAUACGUUGGGAAAACAGAUUCUAUAACCAUCAGCGUGUGGAACCACAAGAAGAUUCACAAGAAGCAGGGAGCGGGCUUCCUGGGCUGUGUGCGGCUGCUUUCCAAUGCCAUCAGCAGAUUGAAAGACACUGGCUACCAGCGUUUGGAUUUGUGCAAACUAAAUCCCUCAGAUUCUGAUGCAGUUCGUGGCCAAAUAGUGGUCAGUUUACAGACGCGAGACCGGAUAGGCUCUGGAGGGUCAGUGGUGGACUGCAGGGGACUGCUAGAAAAUGAAGGAACGGUGUAUGAAGACUUGGGGCCCGGAAGGCCGCUGAGCGGCCUCAUGGAGGAGCCGGCCCCGUACACGGACGGCACCGGGGCGGCGGCGGGCGGUGGGAACUGCAGGUUCGCGGAAUCCCCGAGUCAAGAGCAGAGACUGCAGACGCAGCGGCUGCGGAACCCCGAGGUGCGCGGGUCGCUGCAGACACCCCAGAACCGACCGCACGGCCACCAGUCGCCAGAGCUGCCGGAAGGCUACGAACAGAGAACAACGGUUCAGGGCCAGGUGUACUUCUUACACACGCAGACGGGAGUCAGCACGUGGCACGACCCCAGGAUACCCAGAGACCUUAACAGUGUGAACUGUGACGAGCUUGGACCGCUGCCGCCCGGCUGGGAAGUCCGGAGCACCGUGUCUGGGAGAAUCUAUUUUGUAGAUCAUAAUAACCGCACUACCCAGUUUACAGACCCCCGGCUGCACCACAUCAUGAGUCACCAGUGCCAGCUGAAGGAGCCGAGCCAGCCGCCGCCGCUGCCCAGCGAGGGCUCCCUGGAGGAGGAGGAGCUGCCGGCGCAGCGCUACGAGCGGGACCUGGUCCAGAAGCUGAAGGUGCUCCGCCACGAGCUGUCUCUGCAGCAGCCCCAGGCUGGACACUGCCGCAUCGAGGUCUCCCGCGAGGAGAUCUUCGAGGAGUCUUACAGGCAGAUCAUGAAGAUGCGGCCUAAAGACCUGAAGAAGCGGCUCAUGGUGAAGUUCCGCGGAGAGGAGGGCUUAGACUACGGUGGCGUGGCCAGGGAGUGGCUGUACUUGCUGUGCCACGAAAUGCUGAACCCCUACUAUGGCCUCUUCCAGUACUCCACGGACAACAUCUACAUGCUGCAGAUCAACCCCGACUCCGCCAUCAACCCGGACCACCUGUCUUACUUCCACUUCGUGGGGCGGAUCAUGGGGCUGGCCGUGUUCCACGGGCACCACAUCAACGGUGGCUUCACGGUGCCCUUCUACAAGCAGCUGCUGGGCAAGCCCAUCCAGCUGUCCGACCUCGAGUCGGUGGACCCCGAGCUGCACAAGAGCCUGGUGUGGAUCCUGGAGAACGAUAUCACCCCGGUGCUGGACCACACGUUCUGCGUGGAGCACAAUGCCUUUGGGCGCAUUCUCCAGCACGAGCUGAAGCCCAAUGGCCGGAAUGUGCCGGUCACCGAGGACAACAAGAAGGAAUAUGUGCGGCUUUAUGUGAACUGGAGGUUCAUGAGAGGAAUCGAGGCGCAGUUCCUGGCACUGCACAAGGGCUUCAAUGAACUCAUCCCGCAGCACCUCCUGAAGCCCUUCGACCAGAAGGAACUAGAGCUAAUAAUCGGCGGCCUGGACAAGAUCGACGUGAGUGACUGGAAGUCCAACACGCGGCUGAAGCACUGUGCGGCCGACAGCAGCAUCGUGCGCUGGUUCUGGCAGGCGGUGGAGACCUUCGAUGAGGAGCGGAGGGCCAGGCUCCUGCAGUUCGUGACCGGCUCCACCCGUGUUCCUCUGCAAGGCUUCAAGGCUCUGCAAGGCUCUACAGGCGCGGCAGGGCCCCGGCUCUUCACCAUCCACCUCAUCGACGCCAACACCGACAACCUGCCCAAGGCCCACACCUGCUUUAACCGCAUCGACAUCCCGCCUUACGAGUCCUUCGAGAAGCUGUACGAGAAGCUGCUGACGGCCGUGGAGGAGACGUGCGGCUUCGCCGUGGAGUGAGCGCGGCCGGCGCCUCGUGAGCACGCAGCAGAGCGGAGCGGAUCGCCGCGGAGCGGCCGCUGCCCUCCUGGCCCGGGCGGGAGGACGGGGAACCGCCACGGUGGCCCCGCACCCUCCACCCGCCCUCCCUCCAUCGCCAUCCAGUAAAGCGCAGCAGGUUUCGCCUCGGCCUCGUGAGCGAGCUGUGAGAGGGCGGCGGCGGCGGCGGUGUGUGUGUGCCCGAGUCCGGCUGCGCGCCACCCGCCCCGCGGCCACGUGGGACAGCGCAGACCAGAGCAUCGGCCGCGCGCG
Dipodomys spectabilis (banner-tailed kangaroo rat) is the source of this 2823-nucleotide messenger RNA. It is a transcript of the gene Smurf1, whose product is annotated as SMAD specific E3 ubiquitin protein ligase 1. Gene Ontology annotation, molecular function: protein binding; ubiquitin protein ligase activity. The record is from RefSeq and is a predicted model, not a curated record. Lineage: Eukaryota; Metazoa; Chordata; Mammalia; Rodentia; Heteromyidae. Bases 337 to 2532 code for a protein of 731 amino acids. The transcript has 18 exons. Gene Ontology annotation, biological process: negative regulation of BMP signaling pathway; ubiquitin-dependent protein catabolic process.